AGAGGAGAUAGGAGUCUCUCAGCAGAGCAAGCUAUUCACACGACCCAACUGCGCUGUUAAAUCAGCACCGUUGGAGUUGGGUUGCUUUGUAUACCAGACUAUCUUUGAUUUCCCUUCGUUUUGGUCUACGUUGUCCUGCAGUUAUCCAUUUGGCUAUCGUCGGUUGGAUUAAACUGCCUUCUGUCGUAUUUGCCUACAGGAUACAGUGCAUGUGCAUUUUGUUAUUUGCAGACAAUAUCUACCCAACACAAGACGUGCCUAAUGCCGAGGAAUGGAUAGUGUGUCUGAUAAAGGGGGAAAGAUGGUCGAGAGCGAUGAACAGUCGGAAAGGGAUAGUGGCGCUGGCGCAGCGAUGGCCGCGCUACACCAGUGCGAGCUGAUCCAGAACAUGAUCGAGAUCUCCAUCUCCAGUUUACAAGGGCUCCGGACCAAAUGCGCGGCGUCUAACGAUCUCACCCAGCAAGAAAUACGCACUUUAGAGGUGAAGCUGAUGAAGUACAUCUGCAAGCAGCUGCAGUGCAAGCAGAAGGUUCCGGAGCAGGAGAGGCCCGCGGCCCUGGACAGCUUCCCCCGCCUCACAGACUGGCUGCGCACCAUCAACCUCAGGCCUGAGCUCAUACAGGCCGUGCCAGUGAAGCUGUCUCUGGAUGCCCUGCUGCUGAUGCCGAGCGGUGCGGUGCGGGACACCAUGAGGAGGCUGGGCUCCAGCACGGAGGAGUGUGCCCGCCUCAGCGCCGCCCUCUCCUGCCUCAAGAGCGCCACAGAGUCCGGUGGUGAGCUGAGGGAAGACGGGGGCCUCUGGAUGUCCGAGCCCCCCAGCCGACGUGACAGCGGCUCCCUGACCCCCGUGGACCAGCUGCCCGGCCUGGGUGGUCCCCUGGGGGGUCCCCUGCGCCCUCACAGCCCCUCCCCGCUAGCCCGCCCCCCCACCACUCCCUCCACUCCCUUCGCCAGCCCUUUCCCUCACCCUCGCCUGGCCCCACUCUCUGCCUCCGACCCGUUGGCUGGACACCACCCCCACCACCACCACCACAGCCACCACCAGUACGCGGCGGUCUCCCACGGUUACGCCGAGAGCCUGACGGACCCCAGCCCUUACUACUCGUCUCGUCCGGGGCGGGGCCUGUACGGCCACACCUCCACGCCGCCCAUCACCCCGCCCUCCAAGCGGCGGCACCGGCUGAAGCCGCCCUGCACGCCGCCGCCCCCCUCGCGCAAGGUGCUGCACCUGCUGCCCAACAUCACGCUCACGCGCAGCAAGAGCCACGAGUCACAGCUGGCCAAUCGCAUCGAGGACACUGGCACGCCCACCAACAAGUGUACCAAGAAGAACAAGCUCUUCCUGAAUGUGCAGAUCAAUGGGAACGGCUGUGAGGACUCGCCAUCGCGCUCGCCGCUGCUGUCCGCCCGCACGCCAGGCGCCAUGCCCGCCACUGCCCCCUACACGCUGCCCGGCACGCCCACACUGAUGGAGGAACACACUGUCCUGAAGAAUAACAUAACAGUGCAUCGUAGUUCUCCCCAGACUGUUCGCAGGGACAUCGGCCUGAAUGUCACACACAGAUUCUCCACCAAGUCCUGGCUCUCCCAGACCUGCCAGGUGUGCCAGAAGAACAUGAUCUUCGGAGUCAAGUGCAAACACUGCAGGUUAAAGUGCCACAACAAGUGUACCAAGGAGGCCCCAUCCUGUAGGAUCUCCUUCCUCCCAAUCACUAAGAUCAGGAGGACGGAGUCUGUGCCGUCGGACAUCAACAACCCAGUGGACCGGCCGGCGGAAGCCCCGCAGUUCGGCACGCUGCCAAAGGCAAUAACCAAGAAGGACCACCCGCCCGUCCUGAACCAGUUGGACUCCAGUAGCAACCCCUCCUCCACCACCUCCUCCACGCCCUCCUCCCCCGCCCCCUUCCAGCAGAGCAACCCCCCCAGCGCCACACCGCCCCCCAACCCCUCGCCCAAGGGUCACCGCGACAACCGCUUCCACUUCCCAGCUGCCUGCUACUUUCAGCACAGACAGCAGUUUAUCUUCCCUGAUGUGUCCAGUUCGUCCACUCUGCAUUCUGAUAGCGGCCUUCCAGACACAGUUAAUGAGAACGAGCCGUCAGCUGAGGACCUGAGGGCAGAGCUGGCUGAGGACGAAGAUGGAGAGGAGGAAGAGGAAGAGGAGGAGAUCGAGGCCGAGGAGGAGGAAGAGGAAGGAGUAGUGGAAGAGGAAGAUGAGGAGGAGGUGGAGGAGGAGGACGAGAACCAGCCAGAGGAAUACGACGAGGAGGAAGAGGAGGAGGAGGAAGAGGAGGACGACGAGAUCCACAUGGGCUCGGACGGGGAGUGUGAUGGGGAUGAGCUGGAUGACCUGCCCGGCACGCGGGGCAGCGGGGGCGGUACCCACUGGAAGGGCCCCAUCUCCCGCAAGCCCAGCCAGACCAGCGUCUACCUCCAGGAGUGGGACAUCCCCUUCGAGCAGCUGGACCUAGGGGAGCUGAUCGGGAAGGGCAGGUGGGGGCGUGUGCACAGGGGGCGUUGGCACGGGGAGGUGGCCAUCAGGCUGCUGGAGAUCGACGGCAACAACCAGGACCACCUGAAGCUCUUCAAGAAGGAGGUCAUGAACUACCGGCAGACGCGGCACGAGAACGUGGUGCUGUUCAUGGGGGCCUGCAUGGCCCCUCCUCACCUUGCCAUCAUCACAAGUUUCUGUAAGGGGCGAACCUUGUACUCCGUUGUGAGAGACACUAAGAACAACCUGGAUAUCAACAAGACGAGGCAAAUCGCUCAAGAGAUUGUUAAGGGAAUGGGCUACCUGCAUGCCAAAGGCAUCGUCCACAAGGACCUGAAAUCCAAGAACGUGUUCCACGACACGAACAAGGUGGUCAUUACUGACUUCGGCCUGUUUGGGAUAUCUGGAGUGGUGCAGGAGGGGAGGCGUGAGAACGAGUUGAGGCUCCCUCACGGCUGGAUCUGCUACCUGGCCCCGGAGAUCGUGCGCAAGAUGAGCCCCGGCAACAACGAGGACCGGCUGCCCUUCUCCAACUCGGCCGACGUCUACGCCUUCGGGACCAUAUGGUACGAGCUGCAGGCGCGAGACUGGCCCAUCACCAACCAGCCGGUGGAAGCUACCAUCUGGCAGGUGGGAAGCGGGGAGGGCAUCAAGAAGGUGCUAACGGAGACCAGCUUGGGGAAAGAGGUGACGGAGAUUCUGUCUGCGUGCUGGGCGUAUGACCUACGUGAGCGGCCCACCUUCACCCAGCUGGCGGACAUGUUGGAGAAGCUGCCCAAGCUCAACCGCCGCCUCUCCCACCCCGGACACUUCUGGAAGUCCGCAGAGUUGUAGCUGCUGAUGUGAAGUAGUGUAAGCAAUGCAAAUCAACUGAAGCCUGGGUCUGCCUUGCAUGCAUCCUGAAAUCCUUAACUAUUGGAUUUUUUUUAAAUAAGAGACUAAAAACAAAGACAAGAUCACCUAAAGCAAAGCGAAGCCAAGCACUGACUCGACUCUGCCUGAUGCUGAUUCUGCUUCCACUAACCCCAGCCCGAUCUUGCACCCUCCACCCUCCGUCCGACUAUCCCUUACUCUCCUUCUCGUCCUCUCCAAUCCUCUCUUCUCUUCGGCCUUCCCCCUCCUCCUCCUCUGUGUUUAUUUUUUCCCUGCGUGGAUGGAAGAGAACACUCUGGACAUUGGAAGGGGAGGAGGUAAAGGACUUCUUCACAUCCCCUGCUUCUGCACCCUCAGAAACUCUUGCCUUUAUGACUUCUUUUUGUUUUUGUUUUAUUGUUUUUUUUUGUAGUUGUUUGUUUUUCUCCUGUGGAAAGAAACACGUUAAUUAGUUGCCUCUAUCUCUCUCUCUCUUUCUCUUUAUCUUUCUCUUUCUCUCUCUCUCUCUCUGGCUUGUGGUGUCUUUGGUGAAAUGGAUAUGUGUGAAAUAGGUACUGUAUUAUUCUGUAACGGUGAUCCCACCGUCCCCUUCCUCCCCC
Messenger RNA from Engraulis encrasicolus (European anchovy), 3963 nucleotides. It is a transcript of the gene ksr1a, whose product is annotated as kinase suppressor of ras 1a. Gene Ontology annotation, cellular component: cytoplasm. The record is from RefSeq and is a predicted model, not a curated record. The transcript is spliced from 23 exons. Gene Ontology annotation, biological process: protein phosphorylation; Ras protein signal transduction. Lineage: Eukaryota; Metazoa; Chordata; Actinopteri; Clupeiformes; Engraulidae. The coding region runs from base 272 to 3325 and encodes 1017 amino acids. Gene Ontology annotation, molecular function: ATP binding; protein kinase activity.